AAUGAAGGGAGGAGAGUUCAUUGAGGUAAAUGAUCAGACAACAAAAAAGAGUGACCAUUGACUACAUAUAGCUCAAAAUGAACUACGCCACCCAAUAUUUUGGAGUAGUAGGCAAACUCUCUUAAUUCCUCUAUUAUCAUCAAUCAAAGAUAUAGUGAGGAGAGAGAAAGUGGGAGCUUAGGUCAUGAUCCUGGUUUCACUUUUCCUACCAUGGUCAUGAUCCUUCAUCUUUUUUUUUUGAUUAAUUAAUUUCUUCAUCUUUUGUCAUACAUCAAUAAACACAAAGGAAUAAUGGCUUUCAAGUGUUGUGUUGAACAAAAGAUGGGGAAAUUUGCAUUCUUCUUCAUAUAUGCUCUUCUUGAAUGGGUGAUGAUCCUUUUGCUUUUCAUUGAGGGGUUUCUUGCUUUUUUCUCUAAUGAAUUUGCCAAGUUGUUUGACUUGAAAAUCCCUUGCUUGCUUUGCACGAGGAUCGAUCACAUUCUCGUUCAUAGGGAUGCAAACUUUUAUUACAAUGACUCUAUAUGUGAAGUUCACAAGAAGGAUAUAUCUUCCCUUGCUUAUUGCCAUGUCCACAGGAAGCUCUCUGAUAUAAAGAACAUGUGUGAGGGAUGCCUUCUAUCAUUUGCAACAGAGAAAGAUGCUGAUUGUGAUAGGUACAAGUCACUAGUUGGGAUUCUGCACAAAGAUAUUGAUUGCUUUGUGGAGGAUGCACUUCACAUGAAGAAGGAAGAUCAUGAGGUUAUGCUCCAAACAACAACUUCUUUUGUUAGGUGUUCUUGUUGUGGGGAGCAUCUCAAAAUAAGAUCAAAGUCAACUCCUUCUUCUCAAGCUCCUUGGAGAAAUGAGGACUACACACAGCUCAAGUUCAUCUUCGUUAAUGAUUUGGACGAUGGAGCAGGUAGAGAGGAUAAUAUUAAAGGUGCUAAUUCAGAGGAAAUAAAUGAUGAUUCCCUGAAAACUGCAAAUUUUACAAGAAAUAAGUUCUUUGGUAUCCCAUUGUCAGAUUCAUGUCAAGCUAGUCCAAGAUGGUCACACAGGCCUAGAAAAUUGAGUAUGGAAUUGAUUUCAGAGAGUAAUGAUGUAGUGAAUGAAUCAGAUAAUGACAUCCUACAUCGGUUGAAGAGGCAAGUCCAUUUGGACCACAAGUCUGUCAUUGCACUUUACAUGGAACUUGAUGAGGAAAGAAGUGCGGCUGCUGUUGCAGCAAACAAUGCGAUGGCCAUGAUCACUCGGUUGCAAGCAGAGAAGGCUGCUGUCCAAAUGGAGGCAUUACAGUAUCAGAGAAUGAUGGAAGAGCAGGCAGAAUACGAUCAAGAGGCUUUGCAAGUGAUGAAAGAUUUGCUUUUGAAAAGAGAAGAAGACAUAAAGGUGAUGGAAGUUGUUGUUGAGACAUAUAGGGAAAGAUAUGGAGAUACGAAGAGAGUAGGAAGUGAGGUGUGUGAUGUUGAUGAAGAGUGGAAUUCUCAUUCUUUUUCAUCCCUUAGUGAAAGAUCAACUUGUGUCAGUCCUGAUGAAGGAGAUCAACAUAGAUUAGGCACUUUCGAAUAUGAUUUUGAGCAUGAGAGAUGUUACCUCAUGGGUUUAUUGGCCAAGCUUGAAGACAAAAUUACAACAUCUAAGGAUGAAGGAUUUUAUGAAUCUGAAGGAAAAGGAUACUGUGAAAAUAAAGUGACUCUUAGAAGAGAAGUUUCAGUAAUUAGAGAGAGGUUGAGUGCCAUCGAAGCAGAGAGCAUGUUUUUAAAACAUGCUACUAUGACAUUACAGAGGGAUGAUGAAGGAAUCAAACUCUUGACAGAGAUAGCUCAACAUCUACGGAUGCUUAGGCAAUCGAAGGAUGGAAGUGCAUGACAUCACUUUUCAUCAAAUAUGGAUGUGCUGUUGUUCUCGUAGAAGGAAGUUCCAAGCCUUUGACAUAUUAUGGCCUUGAGGUCUUGUGGUAAUAUUCUCUUCCAUGCUGAAAUAUACCUGGAUUAUUAUUUCACAUUCACAUUCACAGUAAAAAUUAAAUUCUAUCAGUAAACAGUGACUUUAUUGCCAAGUAUGUAUGUUGUUUAAGAUCUCUUGCAGAUGAGAAAGGCAAGGAACCAGGCAACUUUUGGUAUAAUGGAGCAAGAUUUCGCACAAUUAACUAAAUACUAUAUAAUUGAGUUGGACACAAGGUAAAAGAAGUCAAUGUAUGUAUAUAUUUAACCAUGUGCUCAUGGUUACUUAGACCCUCCUCCUAGUUCCCAAUUGAUGUUCAUUUUUGACAAGUUGUUUCAUCAAUAUAUAUAAUGAGAGAAUGUACAUUAAUAUUCAGGGG
This is a messenger RNA of Solanum tuberosum (potato), 2302 nucleotides long. RefSeq names its product probable myosin-binding protein 5. Gene Ontology annotation, molecular function: myosin binding. The record is from RefSeq and is a predicted model, not a curated record. NCBI's taxonomy places the organism in Eukaryota, Viridiplantae, Streptophyta, Magnoliopsida, Solanales, Solanaceae. Bases 292 to 1848 code for a protein of 518 amino acids. The transcript has 4 exons.